UUGUGUAGAAAGGAAGGAAACACAGAGAGGGGACACUGAGAAGUAACAGUAUGAUUUUAUGUAAUACGUGUACAUAUUAGGCUCAACUUCUAGAAGCCGUUCUGGAUGCGAGGAUGAAGCACACUCUGCUCUGCAUGCUGGGAUUUUUCUGUAUCACAGCAACUCUGACGGCAGACAGAAAAUCGACAGUAGCAGAGGUUUCUAACAGCGUGUCAGUGAUUCUCCAUCCCAGCUGGCCUCGGAUCUACAGAGGAGAGACGGUCAUUUUGAGAUGUCAGAUCCAGGAAGCUGGAGGAGCUCAGUGGACGUACGAAUGGAAAACAACCAAUAGAAAGUCUCUAAUACUGUGUGAAUACAUGAACAUCUCGGCCACUGAGGCUCACAGUGGAGAAUACAGCUGCAGAGGAAAAGGAGAAGGCCUGACACCAUGGAGUAAUGCUAUUAAGCUAACUGUAUCACCCAAACCUCAGCCUGUCCUCUCUGUGUCUCCAUCAUGGCCGAAUCCUGGAGCCUCAGUGACUCUGAGCUGUGAGGGUUUGAAGCAUCAAUCAGAAGGAUGGAGGUUCUUCUGGUAUAAAACUGUUCCUGAUCCAUCCAGCUACUACAGCUAUGAGCUGCUUCCUGGCAGCACCAACGGGACCGAGCAGAACUCCUUCAUCAUUAAUGGACCGACUCACACAGCAGGAUUUGUGUGCAGAGCAGGAAGAGGAGAACCAAAGUUUUACACUUAUUACAGUGAACUAAAGUUUAUCUGGUCUGCAGAUCCUCGUCCAGCAGCUUCUCUCUCAGUGAAUCCUGACAGAGUUCAACACUUCAGAUCUGACUCUGUGUCUCUGAGCUGUGAGGGAAACUCUACUGAGUGGAGAGUGAUGAGGUUUAUAGAAAGAGAUCGACUGUUGUACUUUACCUGCUCUUCCUGGGGGACAAUGACUGGAUCUACAUGCACCAUUGACGUUUCCUGGAAUAAUGAUGGAGUGUUCUGGUGUGAGUCUCGAUCUGGAGAGACUAGCAACGCCGUCAACAUCACUGUACAGGAUGAUUAUGAUGGUGUUAUCCUGGUGAGCCCUGUUCAACCUGUGACUGAAGGAGAUCCUGUUACUCUGAGCUGCAGAGAUAAAAAACAGAAAUUUCUCUCCAAUGUGUUUUUCUAUCACAAUAAUAAACUCAUCAAUAAUGACAGCAGAGGGGAGCUGAAUAUCUCUGCAGUGUCAAAGUCAGAUGAAGGUUUCUACAAAUGUCAACAUUCAGGAAAAGAGUCACCAAGGAGCUGGAUGUCUGUUAGAGCUGUGUCCAGUCCUGCCAGCUCUUUACUUCUAGUGCUGCUGAUCAUUGGACCAGUUAGUGGAAUCGUUCUCAUCAUUCUCCUGCUCUUGUUGUGGCGCUGCAUCGGAUGGUUUCUGAGGCGCAGUCAGAGCUCCACCACCAGCCACGCGGCAAACGAAGCUGGAAGUCAGGUUUACAGCUCUCUGCUGCAGGGUGACACGCCUCUUUAUGAAAAAAUUGAAACUUGCAAAGCCACUGGAAAUGGAAGGCCUGCAGAGGAAGAUUGUGUGUACGUUAAUGUGAAUCCAGUGGUUUCCUGUGAAGGUAAAAACUAUCAACCAGAACAAAGGAAAGAACAACAGAAAAGGAAGGUGGCGUCCAGGCAGUAAUGGACGCUCCAGUUUUUUCUACAAUCAGGAGCAGCUGCCAUGCAGGCUUCAGGCUUGUUUGUUCUGCAACACUUAAAUUAACCAGAUUUAUAACAUGUGAAAAGUUAAAACAUAUUCAUCACUGGUUGUGAUGCUGAGUGUAGUUCUGCCAGUUUAAUGUGCUAAUGGUUUAUUGUUUUUAUGUUUACAGAAAUAACAUGGUGAGUUUCCUAAAGAAGUACUGUAGAUGUAGAUAAGCUAAAGAGCUACAACAGAAUCUUUGCAGGAGUCGAAUGAAAGUUACAAACUCUUUUUACCCAUUUGUAGAUUUUGCUGAAUUUGCCAUAAAUUCAAGACUGUAAGCUUUAGUGCUGUGCAAUUGUCUUCAGAGAUAACGUGUCAACGACUAUGUGUUGUAGUGUGUAAAACAUCACUGAGAAUGUUUAAAAAAUGUUUAUACCCCAAGAGACUGCAAUCAGAGGGGGGGGGAGUAACUGAGUUACAUUUACUCAGUUACUUUUACUUGAGUAAUGUUAUGAUGACAUAUUACUGCUCUUCGUUUAUCCUCAGAGAGCUACUUUAUUGAAUGAAGAGCAAAUUUGUUUUAACCAAAGACUCAUAUCCACAGUUUGUUGAAGUGAGAAGUCUUGUUUGUACACAAGCCGAAUCAUUUUAAUGUUAUUUCCUAUCUGCUGAGACUUUUAGGCCAUUUAAAGAUCAAUAAACCAUGUGCAUUAUCACCAUGUGUACCUUA
Messenger RNA from Xiphophorus hellerii (green swordtail), 2385 nucleotides. RefSeq names its product sialoadhesin-like. The record is from RefSeq and is a predicted model, not a curated record. The transcript has 12 exons. Gene Ontology annotation, biological process: cell surface receptor signaling pathway; immune response. The coding region runs from base 114 to 1652 and encodes 512 amino acids. Lineage: Eukaryota; Metazoa; Chordata; Actinopteri; Cyprinodontiformes; Poeciliidae. Gene Ontology annotation, cellular component: external side of plasma membrane. Gene Ontology annotation, molecular function: transmembrane signaling receptor activity.